CCCGAUCGUGGUCGCGGUGGUUUGGUAGUAUAAAACGAUCCAUUUCUUCGGAAGGAAGCAUCAGUGAUCUUUCGACAGCUCUUGCAACAACAACUAGCCACGAAACCACUAGCAAUGAAGGUAUUCAUCGUUCUAGCAGUGAGCAUUGCCAGCAUGGCUGGCAGCGGUUAUGCCACAAAGGCAGCGACCGAUAAGAAAAAGACAGUCGACAAACGAAGCCCCUGGCAGCUGGGGUCUUACUACAGCGGAUUUGGAGACAGUUUAGCGCGAUCGGACGAUGCACAUGGACACGGGGCAAGCUCCUCCUUCUCCGAGCAGCACUUUGGCGGCGGUGCUGGUGGAUGGCAUCAGGAGUACCAACCUCAAGCACAGCACUGGGGCCAAUCGGGCGCAUCCGAGCACGAACCAAAGUCACUCGGUCAUCCGGUUCACGAAUGGCACUCGGAACCCGCACCUCAGGCACACCACUUCGACGAGCAUGUCCAACAGCAGCCGCAGUUCCACUACGGAGGAUCUUCCUUCCAGCAGCCAAAGGUAGAACAAUCGUACGGAUGGCAUCAUCAGAAUCUGCGCGAUGAAGACUCCAAGGACUGGGGACUGCAGCAUCAACAGCCUGCCCAGCUACACCAGUCCGGUGGUGGAUCUUCCGGCGAGUGGCAUCAGGAUGAGUCAAAGGAUAAGGAUGCUGGACAUGGUGAUUGGGCACCGCUCUCUAGCGGUAGCUCCGACCUGCACAAGGAACACUCGGCCCAAUCGGUUGCGACGGAGUCGAAAGAACAUCACCACCAGGAAUGGUCGCCAGUUGAAGCGAAGACUGAGGAGCACCACGAUGGACAUCAUCACACGAAGAUCAUCAAGGUGCCGUACCCGGUGCACAUCGAGAAGCCGUACCCCGUGUACAUUGAGAAGCCGUUCAUCGUGGAAAAGCCUGUGCCACUGAAGCUGUACAUUAAGAAGAAGUCUCAUCAUUAAGCGUAACGCUAAAGAAAAGUCAUGUAAGCUAGGUUAGGAAAAGUGAAACUCCUGUAACUAAUAAAAGUGUAAAUUGUUUCGUUUUAU
This is a messenger RNA of Anopheles stephensi (Asian malaria mosquito), 1059 nucleotides long. Its product is annotated as histidine-rich glycoprotein-like. Lineage: Eukaryota; Metazoa; Arthropoda; Insecta; Diptera; Culicidae. The transcript has 2 exons. The coding region runs from base 115 to 972 and encodes 285 amino acids. The record is from RefSeq and is a predicted model, not a curated record.